Molecule: messenger RNA, 12678 nt
Organism: Pocillopora meandrina
Lineage: Eukaryota; Metazoa; Cnidaria; Anthozoa; Scleractinia; Pocilloporidae
Source: the annotation of a GenBank genome assembly
AUGGCAUCAUUGUCAGUUUUUCCAGCUCCUCCCUCAAUGGGCGAAGUAACUUUAUGUGAAAUGAAUGCCAGAUUGAUAGCUGAGGAUUACAGCACUGCAAAGUUGUCAAAAUAUGUGCCCGCAACUCAGGUACAGUCCGUUUCAAAUGACUUAUUACCCAGACGAAACUACUAUUACUAGCAUGAUCUUUUUUGAGACCGUAAACCAUAUCAUUAUGAAAUAGCUGUACAUCCAGUGGGGUCAGAUUGUACUGAUGAUAUAAUAAUAGCGCUGAUCAGACCACUUUUGUUACAUUUGCUCAGAGACGAAUUUAAAAUUACCCUAGACACAAUAGACAAAGGCUUGUUUGGGACCAGAUAGUUUAUUAAAUGCAUAUUUCUUACGUACAUAAAACACAAGACUAUUAAAUCAAAGUUAUUCGACGGAUACACGAAAACAACGGUCUAGUAAUCGGGAAUAAGUUUCAAAAACUAAUGAAAUAUAGAAAUAAUCCAAAUUGUCUAUGGUGUGGGAGGGGGGAGGGGGGAACAAAACUUUCUUAGAAGCUACAAAUAAACUUUUUGAUUGCAUGCUUGAUUGCUAAUAAGAAGUGCACAGACACAUAUAAAAACGGUAAUAUAUUAAAGUAAUUUUGCAAUUAAAAUGGGCCAGCGUGGUGCAUAGCCAUUGACUCUUUCCAGUUUUUUUGAUUUUCAUGCUGAAAAAAUUGCUCAAUCCUAAGGAAAGGACUAAUAUGUAACCUGCCUGUGCCCAGUCUAAACCUCUCAGUUGUCAAUGUCUAGAUUCUUAUUAAUAGACAUUAGCAUUCACCACAGCAUGUAUCAGUUUUGAUCAAAGUAUAAAGUAUUUUUGUAACUGUACAUUAUUUUUAGAAUAAAAGAGAUUUUGUACAGCUGAUCUUUGCAAACAUCAUUUUAGAGGGCAUUUAAGUUGGGAAUUCUCUUUAAAAUUGAGCACCCCAAAGGCACACAGGUUUAAAGCCUGGUCAAGGUGUAGAAAGCAAAGGUGGCUGAUUUUUCUUUUCACAGGAAAAAUUGAGCCAUCAAAUCUAGCGCUUGGGUAGGACAUUUGAACACAAUUUUGGCCCCAGGGGAUGGGGAAUUUGAACAACUUCAAAUGCAUGAGAUGGGUAGGUUGCCUGGAGGGGAAUCAAUGUUGAAGAUUUGAUUUGAUUAAUGCAACAGUUCUAUACUAAUCUAAUCAUUUAGGAUCUUAAGGUUAAAAUUCUUGAAAUUUUUGAAACCCUUAUGAUUCCAAUGGAAAGAUAGGAAUAAUAGUUUUUGUGUUUCAUCAGGGGAUCAAGUAUCCUUCAAUUGAUGUAAACAAAGAGAGUGCAAAGACAGGAAAUAACUUGUCCAGCUCUAUAGAUCCAGAUUGGGGGUCAUUAGUGAAGAAAGAAAAAAGUAUUUAUAACAAGCUUCUUAAGGUUUGGUAAGUACAAGCAAGAUAUUUGUAUAAAUUUUUUCCAGCACAUCACCAAAUAAAACAUUUACAUAUGGCAAAAACAUCCUGAUAUAUACGUCCUUUAGCAUUAACUUUUCCAUGAAGGCGAAAGUUUUCCUCAAGUUUCAUUUUCAGAAAAAUGUUUGUUUCCAGAUGGCCAUUGCUAGGCAUCCUUUACUACUGUGGCAGGGUUUUGUGAUUCUGUUUUGUUGUUCAUAUCAAAUUGUUUCAAAGAUCAUGGAUUGCAAUCUGUUUUAAUCUAUUAACAGUAAUCAUUACUCCAUGAUUAGCAUUAUACAUAACGAUCCCAUUCUCCAUGAUGGUAAAAUGGUUUCAUGCUCAUUGAUCCCAUGUUGCGUAGGAAACCAUGACGUGAAGCGGAGUGGUUUCCAGCUUAUCAAGUGUUCUCCCAACCUCCCAAGUGUUUAACAUGAUAAUGUCCAUAAAAGACAUACAUCCAAGCAUGUAAAAUGGUUUUUGACCAAUGCCAUUAUUUUGAUAUAAGACAGUUACCUAAAUAUGUUUCAUAUUUUGCUGCCAUUAUUUGACAGUUACCUAAUAUGAACCUAUGAAUAUAUACUGUACUUUGAUUUGGGCUCAGUAGGCACAUGAAAUUGAAACCUAAAGAACUAUUUCCCUUCCAAGUGUUGUAGGGAUUGGUAUUAAUUCAUGGAAUUUUAUGUAAUUUUAUUAUCUAGGCAUUCCAAAGGAAUAUCUGAAAUGCUACAAGAGGUCAAGAAAAGCAGGGAUGAAGGUACAAUGUACAAUCAAUGAAUGUUCAGAAUGAAAAAGGGAGGUUUUUUUGUAAUAAUAAGUGUUUCAGUCCUCAAAGUGAGUUAGUUUGGCAAAUUGUAUCAUUACUUAUGGAUGUUCAGUUCUGUCAGAACAUAAUUAUUAAAGAUGUAGACUGAAAACCACUUUUAAACUCUUUAUGGUGGCCAGUUUACAUUAUCAACCCAGUUGAUAAUACCUUAUUACCUACAUUUGCCUUUGUUUGGCUUACUUUUUCGCUAUAUGAAGAAUAAGAAUGGCUGAUAAUCAGCAAAUCUAUUCCCUCAUGCAAGGAGGCAACCAUGGUCUCCAAGUCCAUUAAUAACAAAUUGUUCUGACUACAGCUAUCUAAUUUAAAUGUUUCAGCAAGGUUGUCAAAAAUAUUUUGAGUAACUGAACUACUGAAAAUUUAAGCUACAAGCAUUUGGAAUAGCCAGCUUGUUUUUCAGAGAAGACAGUAAAUUGUGCCAGUUACCUGCUUACAUUGACAGCCUUAUUAAGUAACUAAUUAAUCUUCAAAAUUUAUGAUGAAAAUUUACUUGGCAAUGAAUUUUUUUCCUUGACAAAGUUCCGUCAUGGUUUUGGCAUAUAAGCAAUGGAACAGACACUGUGGUAAGAUGGUUCUUAUCGCUGUAUGGCUACAUUUUCCCUCAUUUAAAGGUAAGUUUUCAAGAAACCUUUAAAAAAUGUGUUUAGGAAGAGCAUGGUUGGUAUUAGAAAAUGUAAUAGAUGUAUGAUCUGAACUGAGUCAGUGGCUGAGUUGUAACAAGCAUGGCAUUUUGAAAAGCAAAAUGUUCUUCUUGGGAGGUCUAGGAUAUGCUCCUUUGGAAAAAUUUGAGGUUUGCUGAGAGGAGAUUUCCAGGAUUCUGGGACAUAUUUGAGUAUCUUUUUUUUUCGGCCAGUCAUUUAUGUUAGAAUCAGUUGAAAUAUACUUUAGCUAAUAUUUUCUGCAUUUGAUCACAUUUCAUAAAGCAGUUGGCACUAACAUUUUUUAAGAGCUGACUGGUUUUUGCCACCUACUGUCUUUUAAUGACAACCCUGGGAGAGUGUCUAUUUGUGAAACCUAUUAUUUAUUAAAAAUUUAGCUUAUAUAAAUACUACAAAUUUGAACUUUUUUUGGUCAAGUUAAAGGCCUGCAGUGCUGUAGAUGUAUAUGUUUUCACAGUUAAAUACCAUGUAAUUUACAGAGAAACAUGUUUUCUGUAUUGUUAUGAGUGUGGGACAAAAAGAAAAAAAAGUUCCCAUGAGGAAUUGAACCUUAGACCUUUGGACACUCUGAUGCUCUACCAGUGAGCCACAGCGACUCUAUUGUGAGCAAGGUCUAUUACUAACUUUAUAUUUGACAUGCAUCCUUCAUACUGCUAGGAUCAGCCAUGUCGAUAUCAUUAUGUUUUUUAAAUAGAAUAAGGAAGAUGGUAAGGUCUACGCUUAGUAAAGAGAUAAAGAAAGAUGUUUUUUGUCUUACCAUGGUCUUUCUCUAUUUCUGUAAUGUAAGUCUAUUUAUAAAAUUUACUUUUUUAAAUCUUCUCUUUUGGCUUUCAGUUAUCCAGAGAGGAAAUGAUUGAUGCCUUUUCAUGUGUGUCUUCUUGGUAAUACUUUAGAUUCACAAAAGUAGAAUUAGUUUGAAAAUGUGUUUUAGGUUAAAUGAAAUAUGGGUCAGAGUGAUUUUUAAACCAGUAUGAUUUGUAACUUUUCUUUUUUAUUUUGACAAAAAUUAUAUAUAACAGUUAGUAUGAACCAUACGGAAAUAAUUUUUUUAUUAAAUAAUUAAAAAUUUAGACCUGCUAGUGAAUUAUUUUAUAUGCAACUCACUUACUUUUUGCUUAAUCAUAGUUUUUAUUACAUUCAUUUUGAAAUCGCAGGAGAUCCUUGCACUCUGAUUGGCUCCCAUGAGUGCAAUUUAAUAGCUUUCCCAUAAGUCACACAAUUUUUGCUUGAAAUUGCAUCUUUUCUCCAGCCAAUGGGAAAGUUUUACUUUAACACAACAACCAAUCAUAUUUCAAGGCUUGUUUUAAGGAAUCAAUCAAAAUGCAGGAAAAUAACAGACAGCUUUAAAUUUUCAACUAUUUACUUGAUACUGGGUCAGUUAAAUAUUUGUACAGACUAAAAAAAACUGUAUUUGAGCGAGUGAAUGUUGCAAUUUCAUAAUGGAUGUAAUAAAGUGAUAAUUGAACUUUGUGUUGUGUAAUUUUGGGCUGAAAUCAGACUUAUGAUUUCAAAUCAAACUUGUGCUGCAUAUUCAUUCAGUUUUGAAAUUGUGAGUAUGAUUUCAAAUUGCACUCCACUCAGUUCAAUCAUCAUUGUGCAAUAUGUGCUUUUUCAGGUGUAGAGUUAAAUUAUUUCAUUGAAAUCUAUUUAUUUACAUUAUGAAUGGUUUUAAUGAAAGAAGAUCUCGCUUCAGUUGAUUAAUAAAUGUAACUGAUAAAUUUAAAAGCAGAUGAAAUAUUGUAGAUUAUAAUAUGAGUUACACUCUUGAUUUUACAGGAAAAACUCUCACAUCAGGGCAUUUGCAUGGCACCCUCAUGUUGCUAAAUUUGUGGUGGCAUGGCAGGUUUGUUUGAAAUGAUAUAAAAGUGUAUAAAUUUUUGAAAUAAAGUUUAGUGGGAGUGAUUGAACAAUCAACAGGGCAGGGGAGGGGGGAGGGGGAAGAGGAGGGGAGAGGUGAGAGAGAAGGGUAGGUGUCAGUACAGGAAGCUUCUACAUAGGUCUUGGAGCAUGUUGCAGUUUCCCAUGAUUUUCAUGGGGAUGUGCCUUACGAUGUCUACCACCGUAGCCCCCUUCCCAUCCCCACUAUAACUUGUUAAAUUUAUUAUUAAAUCACUUGUCGAGCCCCACUCUUGCUGUUAUUGAAAAACUAUAGCCUGCCAAAGGAAGGCUGCCUCGAUCACUUUAUUGUCAAUUGCAUCAGAGUCCUAUAUCUUUGUAUAGCAUGGCAUACAAAUUGGUGUCUUUUUUCAAUUUUUUUAACUAGUUUUUCCUAAAGGUGUCAGUGUAUGUUUAACACCUUUAUUUCUCAUCAGUCUCCUGUUCCUUUUAAUCUGCUUGGUUGCGGCAUUGAACUUAUCAAGUACUCUUUGAUACUUUUUCAGGAUGAUUCAGUUAGGGUCUAUACAUUGUCAAGGUGGGAUAUUUUAUGUUACUGAAUAAUAAGUAGUGGAAGUAGAGGUAGGGCUGAAUCAGAAGUAAUCCACUCAGAACAACAUAUUAAUUAAUUCAAAGAAAAUCUUGUGCUUCACAUGUGUAAAGACAUUUACAUUGCCUUGAUAUUUUAUAUAUGAUGGUAGUACAGAUUGAAUGAGAUGGCACAGUGGUGUGAGUGCUCAUUACCUAUAGGUGUGGCCUGGGUUUGUUUCCCAGACCUGGUUUAACAUGUGGGCUAAGUUAUGUAAUUUAUGAAGAAUCUUCAUUUGCAAGAAUAUCCAAUUUAAAAUAAUUAGCUUAUCUCCUUACCUAAAAGGUGACAUUUGAAUUAAAUGCAGAGUGUGUUCAUGCAAGAAAACAUGAUAGCUUGUGAAUGUACAUAUUUGGUUUUUAAUAAUUUUAUCGAUGGUAAGAUAAAAAAUUGUUUUUUGUUUUAAUUUUUUUAGUGACUUGGUUCCUAUACUAGAGCACAAACAACAGAAAGCUGUUAGUUGCCUGGCUUGGAGGUAGGGCUGAUGAUUUUGAAAUGCUCUAGUAAUUAUCAUGUUGAAGUUUCCUUUAACCUUUUAACUACUGAAGAAUUUAAUAUCUACGCACAAUACCACCCAAAUCACACAUUAAGGUCAUGAGCAUAAAGGAAAUGAUCACCAACUAAAGAAGCUUUUGAUUGUAAAACAAAUUCUCCUUGUUAGCACCUUAGGAAUUGUAUGGAGAACAAUAUGGAGAAAAUGUAUAAUGGUGUAAGGGUUUAAUGGGUUAGAUUUUGAAGUGCAAUACAGAUACACUGUAUGUGUGGUGAAUUUUUUUCUAAUUAUUGUUUCCAUGUAUUUUAUUCUUAAAUUAUUGUUUUUAAAAUUUAGACCUCUGUCAGGAUCUGUAUUAGUGGUUGGCUGUGACUGUGGUUUGUUUGUCUGGACUGUUAAUCCAUCAUCACCCAUUCUAAGGUAUGUAUUACUUUUUUUUUUUUUUUUUUUCGUGAUAGUGACCAAGACCUAAUUUCUCCUUACAAUAUUAGUACAAUAUCAAGUAGGCAAGCUAUGAGAAUAUAGAAAAUUAUCAUUUGGGAGAUUAUUAGUUGCCCCAAUACCAAAUUCUCAGCACUAACAUCAUAAGUAUUGUGUAGCAGAUAGUAAGAAGAAUUAUAAAUGAGAUCUUAGGAGUGGGGGGGGGGGGGUUAAUCGCACCCCUUCCACUUGGAGGGGGCACAUUUAUUGUGUCUUUCUUGAUUUGUUUGUGAGCAUAGUUGGUAAUGAAUUGUAGGAAAAAUGUUUCACCUGGCAAAGUAAUAAAUCUGAUGUCUUUUUCUCUGUGCAGACUUGGAGGUAGCUCUGUGCGUCAUCUGUCCUAUCCAGGUCAUAGCCCAGUAACAACUGUCUCAUGGAGUCCCAGUGGACAGUUGUUGGUGUCUGGUUCACCAGCAGACAGCAAUUUAAUGGUACCUAAUGGCUGAAAUGUCUUCUUAGGAACAUUUUAAAUUAGGAAGAGAGCAACAUGGUAGAUGAUGGUUGCCAUGUUGUGUUCCUUAAUUAGAUUGUCGAUUGGAGAAGUCUGAUGAUAAUUUUUUUCAAGAGUUGCCAAAUUUAUAACUUACAGAAAACAGUUGAUCCCUGUAGAACACAACUGUAGAGGGUAAUAUUAGAAGGGUUUCAAUUUAUGGAUUGUUUCUGCAUCUUGCAAAAGUCAACUCUUCAAGUUUGUCAAAACUUCAUGACAUUAAUGUUUCUGUAAUUUAUUUCUCUUGUAAAAAUUUCUAGGUGUGGGAUGUGGCUCUGGAGACAGCCACACCCUUAUAUAGAGCAGGAGGUGGUGUAACACUCACAUCCUGGUCACCAGAUGAGAGGAAUGUAUUAAGUGCCACACCCUCUAGCUUGUUCAGGUUGGGCUCAUUUCAAAAAUAUUACAAAUAAAAGUUGACAUGUCUGGUCAUCUUGGGCAAAUUGUUAUAGCUGUCAAAGCAACUAACUAAUUCAAUACAGUUAUUCACAGAUUAAUGUCCCUGCUUGAGUGUGGUAACAGUAUUUUCUGGCAGCUGUAGUCAACAAUAUGAUGGCUCAUUUAUGUAGAACAAUCCCUAGGAAAAGGGAAUUACAGAUAAAGUCGUAUGUCAGUAACACAAAGGGCAUCAUCAGUCAAAACCUCUGAUCCUAAAACAUGUUUGGGAGACCUUAUGAGACCGAUUCUUCUAGAAAACUCUUUCAAAUUCAAUGACAAACACUAUCUACAAACACUCUGAAUAGCUAUGGGAAAAAAUAGCGUUCUGUACGAUCACUUAGCUUCGAAGUAUGAAAUUGACUGCUUUUGAUUAGCACAAGUUUCUGGGAGUUGUGAGAACUGAUUUUCAAUCAAGACAUGUAAGUGUUGAUAGCAGUUUUCCUACCAACAGAGUUUGGGAGACUCAGACUUGGACAUGUGAAAAGUGGUCCAAUUUGGCAGGGGCCUGUCAGGUAAAUAUAUUAAACCUGUAGGCUUGCUCUUCCUUUUUUUAGUAUGAAAGGUAAAAUAAAUUUUCAAACCAGUAAAGUACUUCUUUGAUCUGCUGAAUAUUCAAGAAUUCCAAGCAAUUUUAGGCAGUUUUAAGAGGUACUACUGGCAGUAAAGUUUACUGGCUACUGUCUGAGGAGGAGAGCACUGUGUAGAAAAAUUGAAUUUUUUUACAAUUAAUUCAAGCUCUUUCCAAUUAAGGAUCUCCUGAGCUUUAACAAGAAAGGAAUAGCAUCUUUGAAAAUUGAGAUACAUGCAAGACAUAAAAAUUUGCACCUAGUUUUUGAGAGUGUUGGCUAGUUCUCUUAACUAAUCAUCAAGAAAAGUGAAUUAAAUUUUAAACCAAAUGAAUGCAAUCUGAAUUAUUUCUGACACUAAUUUGGAAAUCUAUCCAGCCUUAGUGGACACUGUUGAGUGACAAAUCACUGUCAAUUGAUUAGAAGAAUUUGCUUUUUAUGUAUACGGGUUUCAAUUUAGAAAUUGGUAGAACAGUUGCUGGUGUGGAAUGUUUAUGGAAGUAAACAUAUUGAUGGUGUGGAUGAUCUUUACUUUACAUUAGGCAGCCUGUUGGAGUCCUGAUGGCAAGAUUCUUGUGUUUGCUGUAGCAGAUGAACCUGCUCUCUAUUCACUCCAGUUUCAGAAUGUUGGUAAGUGAAUGGCCUCUCCUCGUGAAACAAUUUGAAUGCUCUUUAUGUUGCCACUGUAAUCGUGAGUCAGGAAAUAAGAAUUCUGAAGAAAUUAUUUGUCCUUGAGCUUAGGAGUACUCCUUUACCGUUUUUUUUGUUAACCAGGUCGAAAUAUUAAUUAUUGCGAAUUAACGGGCCAAAAUUUUCUUCACUUGCCAUUGGAAGCUUGUAGGGUUAGUUAUUAGCUAGUGGUUUGCUUGUAUGGUAUGAUCUCAGUUCAAUGCAAUUGGUCUUUGAUCUUCUUAUUUCGAAAGUAAAAGUCUGUAAAUUAAAGACUGUGCGUGACAUUUUGCUUGAUCAAUACCUUUGUUAACCCUUAAAAUCUCAGAAGUGAUUGACAUGUAAUUCUCAAUAUAAUAUCCAUACAUUAUCCAGCAAAUAGGUAAUGAGAAUACUUAAAUUUAUCAGGUGAAAGUCGUCAUCUUGAUCUAACACCAAAUUCUUGUAACUCAUUACUAAGGAAAUGUGCAGCAUCUAGAAGAGAAUUAAUUAUCAGAUCUUUGGAGUGAUAGAGUAAAAAAAAAAACAAAGUAACAAUUACUUAUGACAAAAAAUAAAAAGAAAUUUUCGAUAUCUGUUUUAGACGAAGGGCGCCGUAAUGCAACGGUGGCAAAAGGUGCGCGUCUGGCUGUGAGGUGUGCUGAUUUAAUGCCGCAUACCUGGGAGGAUACUGAUGGGUCAGUAACUUUGGGUGGAUGUGUGCGCUCCAUGGCUUGGGACCCAUUUGGUGAAAGACUGGCUGUUAUAUUUAAAGGUAUACAGGUGUCUCAAGAAAGGUUGUCGCAAAAAAACGUAAAAGUACACGUGACAACCCGAAAGGUAUUGUGGGUCGUUUUCAGGUCACGGUUUCUUGACCUCAGGAUGGUAGAAACAUCAGUGUAAGGACGAGGCAUAGCGGGUUCGAUGAAUUUAUCUGUUUAUUUGACUUAUUGAAAUGCAUCGAUUACCAGAUACCCAGGUUACGUUUUGAGAUUGUUCGCGUUCACUUUUGUCCAUUUUCCGACAGCCUUCCGCGAAACAGCUGUAUUUGCAAAGUUAGAUUUCAAAUGAGAGUCAUUUUCAUUGGUAAACCAUCAACCUCUGAAUGGACAUUCCUUUCUCUUCCCGAGGCGUCCUCAUGUGAAAGCUUUCACUUAAUGUAUGGUGUAUUCAUAACAAAAUAAAAGAUAUUCUCACAGCCAAAGACGACACACAGCUACACAGAUCAUACAUUUUAUGAAUCUGUAGACAAGUUUUGUUUGAAUGCUGAUUUGCUUUUUAGGACACCUGUAACUUAGCUACGUCACCUCAUGUUUCAAUGGGUAAUUGUUAUCGGUGGAAAUUUUUGUUCCUUGACAGAUGAGAAAAAACAUGCUCAAGAACUAGUUGCUGUGUUCAAAACCAGAUUGAAACCAUCAUUUGAAAUCAUGCCAUGGUAAGUAAUAAUCUCGGAAACUUGUAUCUGUGUACAUGUAGGCGUGUCCAUUCAUCUGCUCUUACAGGUGAAACGUGGUCAAGCCUCCUUUGUAAAAGAAUAAUUGAACCGAAUUAUUCCAAUACUUGUGUUGAUAACGUAAAUUAGCCACCGUAAACAGUUUCUAACCCGACGUUUCAUGCGUUAGCAUUUCGUCAGAGCAGAUGAACGAAGAAACACUUCACAGUGGCCAAUUUACAUUUUCAACUCAGGUUAUAAAACCAAAUUGUUUUGUUAUACUCCUUCACCGACGCAGCAUCACAGUUUCUUUAGAAACUUACCACCUUUAUUCCAAUACUUACCUUAUUGAAAAAAAAGAUUUUAUGAAUUUAGAAACCAACAUCUGAACCUUUGAGAUUGGAAAUAACUGAAUUUUGCGGUGAGGAAUUUUGUUGAAUUGAAAUAUCAAAGGAUGUAGUUAUUUGUGGAUGUCUUUGUAGCCAUGUGAGUUAGUCAGGAAAUUUUUAGUAGGUUAGUACAUUCAAUAUUCUUUAGAACUGUUUGAAAAUAACUUUCCACAGUUUCAACUGACUUUGACUUCCCUAAUCAAUUCUCUGUGUUCCUGUUUCGACUCUGAUGGUGACUUCUGCCAAGGUUUUCAAAAUAUCAGUAAUCAGUACCGAUCAUAGUGCUUCUGCGGGCUACUCUCGCUAGGACGAUUAGGCUAUAACUUUUUCCUGUUUUUAUUGCAGUGGCUUUGUAAGGGGACCUCCUGAAACAGUUCCACAAAUUGUUACUUUUCAACAAGACUUCAAGAAAGGAGCACUUCUGACUGUUGUAAGUCGAGAUUGUGGAUGAAAAUUUUGCAAGUUUAAAAAGUGUGUAGGGUAUGAGACUGGCUCAAACAUUUAUCUGAAUUCAUGUUAGAGAGCAUUCCCUAGUUUUGUUGGCAUGAAGGAACCACAGAUGUUGCUACUUCUGUAGCACUGGCUACUAGAAUCAGAUUCAAUGCAUUGGUGGAGAGAACCUCUUUGAGAUUAAGGUUAAGUCUAUGAAUGGCUCCAAACUGAACUAAAUAUAAAGGCUCUGAAUUCAGAGUUUUCCGGCGUGCGAAAACUGUGUAACGAUUGACGGACAUCGGGAACGGCUUAACCACCAGUUUUUACCGCAAAUGCUUUGCCCAUUGGAAAAAAAUGAUCAUUUCAAAACAGGAAAAACAAUCGGCUAACUCGUACCUACCAAUUACACAAACGCGUCUUAGAAUAGACGCAUAGGCUCGUUUGUCUCAGUAUGCGUAUGGCCUUAUACGCGUACUAAGCGCGUAAAACGCGCAAAGUACCCUACAUCUCUAAGCUACACUGUAGUCGGAAAGACAUGAUUAUAACGCUUGAAAAGGUUCACUGUAGUGCCAUUGGACAUUUGCGAAAUUUACGAAAUUGUAUUUUGUAGAUUUAGACGUUAUGUGUAUCAAUAAUUUUUGGUCUGUUUGUUUUUGCAGUGUUGGUCAGAUGGAAGUGUAUCAUUUAUUCCUUUACUGUUUUCUCCAUCUUCUUCCGUUGGUUCCUUCCAAAAUGGAGCGUUGAAGUCACAGUGAUCGAUCAAAUGAGCUUGUAAAUAAGACUAUUUUUGUCAUUAUAGUAUUGAUAACGGACUCUGUAGGAGGAACACUUUCUAUUCUCAAUGUUAUAACAGAUUUAGAUUUCACGUGUGGUAUCACGUGAUUUUUUAUGUAAACAAACCCCGAAAGUUCGGACAUUGAGUCGAGCUCGCAGCAUAUGUGUCCAAACUUCGGCUUUGGAAAUUUUUCUUAAAUAACUUCCCACUUUCAAGAAGCGUUGAGGUAUCGUGAAUCGUUUUUAAGGUGCCAUAAGCUCAUCUCUUUGUCGUAACCAUUAUGUUUAGGUAUACACUUACUAAACAACUGCAAUCGUACACGUUUGUAGAGUUGAAAUCGGUUUUAUUUUUGGGAAUCAAGGCUUCCUCACGUUCUACAGCGAGCUCGACUCGAUGUCCGAACUUUCGGGGUUUGUUUACAUCAAAAAUCACGUGAUACUACACGUGAAAUCUAAAGCCCAAAAGGUGAAUUGGAAUUAAGUUAAAAUACCAAAUGAUUAUUUCUUAAAAAAAGAACUUGUGAUGAUUCUUUGGUUUCUUAACCAACAUUUAAUUUCUCGUUACAGUAAUACUGCUAAAUCACUCAUUAAGAUCAAGUGGUUAUAGGAAAUGAUCGCCAAUCCCAAUGAGGUUUACCUUUAGCUGUAAAACGGCCAACCUAUUUAGCCGUUAGGCUCGCAAAUUGACAAAAUUUAACCGCCAGUCGUAAAAAAAGUCAACUGUAAACUUUUUUCUCUUAACCAAAAAACCGAUAGCCGUAAAAUGGCCAAAAUUUUAAUCGUCAAUAGUACAAGCUAUCUAAGACCCUCUACCAAAGGAAAUGCUUGGAGAUAAUAUAGAUACUGGUCAGCGGUUAGGGUGUAAAGGAUUAAGCCCCUACCACAGAAAGCAACAGGAUCAAUGGGGAGAUUAAAUUGUCUAGCUACUGGCUAGACACUUUAAUCUCCCCAAUCAUUCUAGGCAGCGUGUUGCAGUUUGCGGCCUUUCCUUACAUCUAGGCAGUUUGGAAAGCCACAAAACUCUAGAACAAAAAUUUCUCUCUCUAAUCGGCACUGUUAAUCCUCACUGUAUUACGAACGCUUUUCAUUCACCUAAUGUAUUCGUGUUUUUCUCGUUGCCGUCUUCCCACCCAUUCUGCAAAUAAACACA